UACAAAUUACAACUAUUACCAACUACAAUUUUUGGUUCAUACUGAAAUUAAUAUUAUGUGAUUAAUUCGAUAUAAGGUUUUAUUUCUAUUCUUGUCAGUUUUUUAACAAGCUAAGUUUUGAUUCUUCUAUUCUCGAGUUGAGACACAGGAAAAUAGUGACGUGUGCAAAUGAUGAUGUCAGAUUAUUAAUGAGUUAUAAAUAGAUCGUAUUGAGUUAACUGACCAAUGGUCAUUAAGAUUAGGGACGCCAUGCUUCAGAGCAGAAAAGGUUUGAGCGGGUACAAACAGACCUCGAUUUCUAAUCAAUAUUUACCAACUUUCAAACUGAUCUGGAUGUCUAAUCAAUAUUUACCAACUUAUUGCGUUGCGUGGGACACUACUGGUUCACUUUGAUUUACAUCAAAGUUUGUUCAUGAGACUUCUAAAGAACAUUCACUAGUUUUCGCAGGAGGUGUCUUCACAUGUUAUAACAACUUCAUCUCGCUUACGUAAGCUGUGAUCCUGUCGGAUUCUGUGCAUGGAUUAUUAACUACAGAAGGGUAUCGUAAAUCACACAUACCCUCAGGUCAGUGACUCCAAUUCAUUAGUGUUGGCUCAUACAGUCAUUCUACAGACUUUGAUCAUCGUUAAACUGAACUAUAUUUUACUUCGUUUUGUUGUGAUGGCGCCUAAACGUAACACGAGAUGGACUAGUAGAUCAGUGCCUUACGAUGUCAAUUUGCCUGAUAAUUGGACAGCAAAAAAAUUACGACAAGAAUUAAAUGAGCUUGGGACCUUCCCAGUGUCGUCUGCCAAAAAAUCGGAACUCAUUAAAUUAUACAAGGAUCGUGUUAAUUCAGCCGAACCAAGGCCCGUCAGUCUACCCCCGACUCGAGAACCAGCAGUGACCAUUCCUUCAGCGCCUGACAUUGGGCGGAUAUUACGUCAUGAUACAGCCCAGCAUGCCAUAGCAUCUAAUAACCAAGAUGGCGGACCUACCGUCAUGUCGGCAGGGUCUGAGUUGACAGCUACCAUCCUUGCCUUGAGAGAGGACAUUAAACAUAUGCAAGAGAGACUACAGACGGUGGAAAACAGACAUGUGCCAGCAGCGGCAGCUGGUAGUUCCUUACAAACACCUCGAGAUGCGAUGAUAAGCCAAGGAAGGUCAGCGAGUCUACCGGUCAGUGUCACAGAGACUAACAACCAAGCCAGUCGAGAAUCAGUGGGACAAAGCUACUCUGACACGGGCUUUGGGUCCUUAGAAGGGAUCAGCUCUGAGGACCUGCCACAGGUGGAACUGAUAGCACCUAACAUCAGGAAGAACAUCCUAGAAGAUGAAAAAAUUCCGCAGAUUAGCCCCAUCAGCAGAAAAGGAUUCAACACCUUGCCCACCGUUACCCAGCCUCCUAAUGCUAUGAGGAAUCAAAUCAACCAGUUGUGGGAUGCAGCUAUUAGUCCACAAACAGCUCGGGCGUAUACGGUGGCCAUACAGCAUCUCCUUCGUUUUGUGACCUUAUUUGGUACUCGGACGCCGUGUGGUCAACUCCCAGCACUGUCCGAAGACUUACUCAUGUAUUUCGUGUCUUACUGUUACCAUAGCCUGAAACUUAAGUUUGCUACCAUCAACUUAUACCUAGCAGGAAUUAGAUUCCAUUACAUCAAAGCGGGAUAUGCUAACCCCUUCCUAAACUCUGAGAGACUGUCAUGCAUCUUAAGGGGUAUCAAGAGAAAACAAGGGACAGAUGGAAUCACAAAACCCCAGAGACUCCCUAUUACAUUUGAUAUUUUAAGACGUAUGUCGACGUUGCUUCUGAGUCAGCGUUCAGUAUUUUCACCAGUUUUAGAUCUGAUGUUAACUUGUGUAUGUCAGAUGGCCUUUUUUGGAUUUCUAAGGUGUGGUGAAUUCACCAUUAAGAAUAAAAGCGUUGCAGAAGACUGCUUGAGACUUAACGACAUAGUGAUAGCAGACGAUAAGUCUAAAUAUACUUUACUGCUCAGAGCGUCUAAGACUGACCCUUUCCGUCAAGGGGUCCCUAUAUCUAUUUUCAAAAACAGUAGAUGGUGGGUGUGCCCAGUCACAUCCAUGUUGCGUUUUUUAGACAUUCGGCGGUCACAAGGAGCUCGAGGACAAUCCCCUCUGUUUGUAGUGAGUUCUGGUGUACCCUUAACACGUGAUCAGUUCAUUGUUUAUCUCAGACACGUGCUAACCUUGUUAGGUAUUGACAGUUCUAAAUACAACGGCCACUCAUUUAGAAUAGGCGCUGCCACGUCAGCUGCUGCGGCCGGUAUAGAAGACCAUAUGAUUCAAACACUUGGUCGUUGGUCAUCUAACUGCUAUACCCGAUAUAUCAGAUCUUCCUCUGAGGUUAUUCAGGAAGCACAGUCGAAAAUGUCUUCAUUUUGAUUAGGGGUAUAGUUUUUCAGUCACAUGUUCUGCAUGACACAUUAUAAUAAACGUCUAAUACGAGUUACAAGUUACGUUUUACACACAAUCUGUGACAAUUUAUACUCAAUGUCCUUAAGGACUUAUUUAUUAUAUGGUCUUCUUUGGGGCUCUCUUUUCAAUCAUCAAGUUUACAUGACUUGACUCUUUACAAUCUAUUUGGCCAUUAAUUCAUUACACUGAAUUUUCCCCAAAUCAGACCUUCGUUUUUUACAUAAUUAAUGUUUUUUAUAUCAUCAUAAUAUGUUAUUUAGAUACUACAUAUGGUGUAUCCAGUGACCAUGCAGUAGGUUGUUUUUACCGGGCACCCCCUAAUUACAACCUCGGACUUGUAGACUAACACAUUACGAUUAUCUACAGGCUCCAUUCAGGAUACACUGUUUAAAUAACUUCAAAUUGUCUGUUGUAAUUAAUCUAUUUACGUAUCCUCUGACCAUGCUAGCUCCGCUACAUUCAGAUCAGGCUGUCUCUGCUGGGCUCCCCCCAUUGACAGCCUCUGGACUUGUAGACUAACUUAAGUGAUUAUCUACAGGCUCCUUUCUAAGGAUACACAAAUAUUAAUUACAUUGCAAAAUCUGCUAUCAACUGCCUUACACAUUCAUACAGAGUAGCCCCUGAGAAGGCCAUAUGUUAUAGAGGAAUGUACAUAAGUGUUUUACAUAUAUAGUAGUAACAAUAAAUAUUAUUCAUUUACUUCAAUCUUUUGUUGUUUGUAUAAAAUAUGAAUUUAUUUGUAGUAAAUUCUACUUUAUACAAAUUACAACUAUUACCAACUACAAUUUUUGGUUCAUACUGAAAUUAAUAUUAUGUGAUUAAUUCGAUAUAAGGUUUUAUUUCUAUUCUUGUCAGUUUUUUAACAAGCUAAGUUUUGAUUCUUCUAUUCUCGAGUUGAGACACAGGAAAAUAGUGACGUGUGCAAAUGAUGAUGUCAGAUUAUUAAUGAGUUAUAAAUAGAUCGUAUUGAGUUAACUGACCAAUGGUCAUUAAGAUUAGGGACGCCAUGCUUCAGAGCAGAAAAGGUUUGAGCGGGUACAAACAGACCUCGAUUUCUAAUCAACCCACCCUCCAUCCCAUUGUGACACCAGUAUUUCGUGCUUUAUUUACAAAGAUACCUAACCUUGAUGGGAUUCAAGCAUUCCUUACUUCUGUGCAUACUAAGUUUUGAUUAAAUUAUAAUAUGAAAGAAGAAAGUACGAUUUUACAUUUGUACAUUGUCUCUUAUUGCUCGGGAGAAUGACCUUGACAUGUUCUAUUGUACGUAUGCGUUAAUGUUGCAUUUUAGCUGGCCACUGAUGUCCAUUGUUUUGUAUACAUCUGAUGCGACACCUUAGCAAAUUAUCUUGUUUACUAUUGAUGUCUCUUAUCUCGCUAUGGGUUGCCUGUAUGGCUGUCUGGCAGUAAUUCAGUACACUUCAGGCCAUUAAUUCAUUACACUGAAUUUUCCCCAAAUCAGACCUUCGUUUUUUACAUAAUUAAUGUUUUUUAUAUCAUCAUAAUAUGUUAUUUAGAUACUACAUAUGGUGUAUCCAGUGACCAUGCAGUAGGUUGUUUUUACCGGGCACCCCCUAAUUACAACCUCGGACUUGUAGACUAACACAUUACGAUUAUCUACAGGCUCCAUUCAGGAUACACUGUUUAAAUAACUUCAAAUUGUCUGUUGUAAUUAAUCUAUUUACGUAUCCUCUGACCAUGCUAGCUCCGCUACAUUCAGAUCAGGCUGUCUCUGCUGGGCUCCCCCCAUUGACAGCCUCUGGACUUGUAGACUAACUUAAGUGAUUAUCUACAGGCUCCUUUCUAAGGAUACACAAAUAUUAAUUACAUUGCAAAAUCUGCUAUCAACUGCCUUACACAUUCAUACAGAGUAGCCCCUGAGAAGGCCAUAUGUUAUAGAGGAAUGUACAUAAGUGUUUUACAUAUAUAGUAGUAACAAUAAAUAUUAUUCAUUUA
Molecule: messenger RNA, 4369 nt
Organism: Ylistrum balloti
Lineage: Eukaryota; Metazoa; Mollusca; Bivalvia; Pectinida; Pectinidae
Exons: 2
Coding region: 662-2383 (573 amino acids)
Biological process (GO): DNA recombination; DNA integration
Molecular function (GO): DNA binding
Source: RefSeq, a predicted model, not a curated record